Messenger RNA from Cetraspora pellucida, 170 nucleotides. Lineage: Eukaryota; Fungi; Glomeromycota; Glomeromycetes; Diversisporales; Gigasporaceae. The record is from the annotation of a GenBank genome assembly.
CUGAAAUUAUUCUAGAACUACUUUAUAAAGCUGCAAUCGGUCACCAAUGCCAUCUCAUUCUAAUCAAUACUAAUGAUUUACAUGCAGGUCUAGGUUCUGCUCUUCUUCUCGUGAAAGAAGUUAUAGACAUUCCAAUAGAUGUUCUAGGACACCUGACAGAAGUAAUAGGA